AUCACCCUCUUUUUUUUGUGUGAAAGUGCAUAACUUGCUAAAUGUAAUUCCUGGCAGCCAGGGGCCUUUUACAUUAUAACCGACUCGCUUGCAUAACUAACCUAUUUCACAAAGACUGAAGAUGAGCAUUUAAACAACAGGAGAACGAAUACCCUAAGAUAAAUCCGUUUUUUUACAAAACCGGCAAGAUGGAGAGACUCUUUCUUGUGCAUGUUCUGUUUAAAAUGUGCUGGGCUGUGCCUCAAGGUGAGAAGUCUGACCAUUUAUUCCUAAAUCCAAAGCCUAAAGUUUGUCAUGCUACAAUAGAUAUAUUGUCUCUGUAUUUUAUUUAUUCAUGUAUCCUUUUUCCAAUACAGAAAGUAGGUGCCAAGGAAGCCUAAAGAUCUUGAGAAAAAUGCAAUCAGUCUAUUUUUAGGUUAGAACAGAAUAAACAGUCAUUCAUGCAAUUAUUAAUGAUUGAAUUAACUCUCUCAAAAAGUCUUGGUGCCUGACAAUACUGUCUCCACAUGUCGAAUAUGAUAAUUAUUCAGAUCUAAAUGGCCUACAAGAGAAAUUUACAUCAGAGCAUGUAUUGUACUGUGGGCUCCUGAGUGGCGCAGCGGUCUAAGCAACUCAGUGCAAGCGGCAUCACUACAGUCCCUGGUUUGAAUCCAGGCUGUAUCACAUCCAGCUGUGAUUGGGAGUCCCAUAGGGCGGCGCACAAUUGGCCCAGGAUUGUCCGGGUUUGGCGGUCAUUACCUCUCAGGUAAAAUGUUCACAUUUCCAAAGGAGUCCGUCUCUGAUCAUGUGGGGCUAAUACCAAAGGGAGAAAACUAUCCUUCUGUGACAGUAUGUCUCAGGUAUUUCACAGAUGUCAAGAGGGCGUUUUCCAUCUUUUCCAUGGCAACUCCGACAAGCACCAAUGACUUUCUGUUGUUCAAAGAGUCCAAUGGUGACAUGGAGCUACAUGUUAGAUAUGUGGGAAGUACAUUCACAGGGCUACCAGAUGAGCAGAACAUGUGGAUGGCUCUGUGUGGGAGCUGGGACUCAGUCACCGGACUCAGUCAGGUUUGGAUCAAUGGGAAGCCAAGUGCAAGGAAGAUGGGACACACUGCUGGGAGUGUGCUGAAUGGAAAACCAAUCAUAAUCCUAGGUCAGGACCAGGAUUCUUAUGGUGGAAAUUUUGAUAAAGGACAAUCGUUUAUUGGUCAAUUCACUGAUGUACACAUGUGGAAUUAUGUUCUGUCACCUUGUGAGAUCCAGCGCUUCACAAGCGACUUAAAUUUCACCCCUGGGAAUGUACUUAAUUGGAGGUCCCUUGAAUACACGAUUAAUGGGCAUGUUGUUCUAGAACACAAACAAACUCCCUGCCAAUAAUGAGCAGUGUCAACCAAUCAUUCAGCGUGUUGAGAAAUGUUGACUAUAAUCAAACAUCUGAAUAUGCUUGUGUGUAUAUUCACAACUAUCCUGAAAAUCAUCAUAAAAAGUGUUUUUCUAAUCAAAUCAAGAAACACAUUAUAUUCUUUCCUAAAGCAAUAUCCUCCAAUGAAUCUAAUAAAAUUACACUCUUUAUAGUAAA
Messenger RNA from Oncorhynchus gorbuscha (pink salmon), 1558 nucleotides. Its product is annotated as serum amyloid P-component-like. The transcript is spliced from 4 exons. The coding region runs from base 751 to 1356 and encodes 201 amino acids. Lineage: Eukaryota; Metazoa; Chordata; Actinopteri; Salmoniformes; Salmonidae. The record is from RefSeq and is a predicted model, not a curated record.